GAAGAGGUGGUUUAGCAAAUUCCAACCUGUGAGAAGAUUCAAUCCGACAACUGCUUUCGAAAAUCCAUUCGCCGACCGACCGACCACGCUCGGUCAUAAUCGGUUCAUUCCUCAUUUCUGGAUCAAAGCAACACGCACGUAGGUAUUUCAUGUAUUAUCGCGAUUUUAAAAGUUGGAUCGAAAUCUGAUAUACGUUGUGUUAGGCAUUAUUUUGGAAGUCCAUUUCAUUUGGAAUAGUUGUGGAUUUUACUUCGCCUGUGUAGUUUUGCGUAAUGUUUAACUCGCUGCAUCAUUGUGGGAUAGCGGAAAUUCAGUAGGUUAGCUUUGGCUGCGUGUGCGUGACGAUAAUAUCCUACUUCGUCGUUUAUUAGUGUUCAUGAAAACUGGGUAGCUGAAUAUGUUAUAUGUAUUUUAAGAAUAGGUAUUUUGAUGUAUGCUGAUCAAGGUAUUAAAAACAUCGAAACCAUAGCUUAUUAUCUGUAAUUUCACAUAGAUUAGCAGUCCAGUUUAUGCGUGCGUGUGCUUGGACACCAGCGCAUUUUACUCGUUUAGCAUCUCUGUUUAACUAGUUGAGCGCAUGUGUCUUCCGACUUAUUUUCUUUAUCAUGCAUUCAGAUUUGAUUAUAUCACCGUUAAAGCUCGGCUAGCAAAUUUUCUCUAGACUAGAUAUUUGCCAUCUAACUCUAAAAAAGGCAAAACACUGAGAAAUGGCUAAAAAUCUAUUGGAUGGACAUAAUGAUGAUUUGAGUCAGUUUUCCGACGAGGAACUGUUCAUAUGCAGCAAAGAAGAUCUAAUCCUAAAACUGAGAAAGGUGGAUAACGAACGGAUGAAUCUAAUGGUGGAACACAGUAACAUGAUGAAAGACGUCAACCGGAGGCUGCAGGUCCACCUCCACGAGAUUCGGGGCCUGAAAGAGGUGAAUCAAAAGCUACAAGACGACAACCACGAACUCAGGGAGCUGUGCUGUUUCCUGGAUGACGAUAGACAGAGGGGCAAGAAGUUGUCCCGGGAGUGGCAGCGGUUUGGCAGGUACACGGCCAGCAACUUAUGGAAAGAGGUGGGUACUUAUCAGCAGAAGCUGAAGGAACUUGAGGCCAACCAAGAGACGGUGAUGCGCCAGAAUGUGGAGCUGAAGGAGAUCGUUCUCAUGCUGGACGAGGAGCGGAACGGAGCAGGUUCCAGAAGCUCCAUCGACAGUCAGUCCAGCCUGACCAAUCUGAAUGGCUCAGGCGCUGUCCGGGAUGUCGGAGAUGGAAGCAGUACUUCCAGCACGGGCAGCGCCGGCAGUCCGGAUCACCACAACAACCUCAUACACAAGCCGGCUGAGGCUGUUAUAGGAACCAUUCGAAGGUCCAUGGACGACCUGUCAGCGCCACACCACCAUCGGAGCAUCCCCAACGGACUUAAUGGUUCAUCAUCAAAUUAUAUCCGUCAGCUGGAAACAAAGGUCAGGAUUUUGGAGGAUGACAAGAACAAACUUUUAUCACAGAGCAGCUCUGGUGACCUUAGGACCCUACGGAAAGGCGCCCUCUACCAUUCCGAAUCGCAGCUUUCCGCACUUCUGUCUCCACACCAGGACACCCUGAACAGCGGCUCCGCCCGACUUCCGACCAGUGAGUCCUCCCCCACAGCCGGGUACCUACCUCCAGUGCAGAAGCCAGAGGCGGUGGUCCAUGCAAUGAAGGUCCUGGAAGUUCAUGAAAACUUGGACAAGCAAAUCCCAGAUGACUAUGAGGAAGACCUCAGUGAGAAGGAGAAAGCAAUUGUCCGAGAAAUGUGCAAUGUGGUGUGGCGUAAGCUGGGCGAUGCAGCAGGUUCCAAACCGUCCAUCCGACAGCAUCUCUCUGGGAACCAAUUCAAGGGGCCGCUGUAGGCGACACCCCUGGGAACAACUUCUCCAACCAUGUGACCUCAGAAAUCACAGGCAUCCAAUCAUCUUUGCCCAUUUUCCCAUUGCUAAGGCUUUGGGCAGCUUCACUUGAGUAUUCCAGGACUGUGACCGACCAAUCCCACAGCGGCCUGAGACACGGUCCUUCAUCGUUGGUUUCUUUAUUUCGUUGUACCUAUCAAGUAUUUGUGCAGCUAGCUUGCACUCAUUUGCCAAGCCCGGUGAAGAAUUUGGGUUUAUACUGUCAAAGGAUCUAUAGCUCACCUUAUCCGCAUCAAGCAGUUUAUAGUUGGAUUUUGUUGGGAGUCUGUGUUGAUUUUAGCCGUACAUGUUUGAGCUUUGUACAGCCUUCACACCAAAACCCACAACAAUUUCUGAGCAUUGUGUGACUGUGAAUAUUGUUUGUGGAUUUGGAAUUCUCUUGAUAUGGAGACCCAGUUUUACGGUUGUUUUGUGUCUUCCAGGGUAAAAGCCAAUGGCUUCAGGUCUAUUUGUGAAAUCCAUUGUAUAAAUACUCCCUUCUGCUUUAAAAGAUGUGUAUUAUAAAUGUAGAAAUCACGUUUGAGAACGUGUAUAGUUUAAAAAUAGAAAGUUUAAGUGGCAAUAACUUCCAAAACUGUAGCACUAUUUUGUCACUAUAUGCUUUCCAUUUUAGAGUGGCCAUGCUACACCAAUUAUAAUUGACAUUUUUGAAAGCACAUUGUUAGACUGUACGGAGGGCUUUGGAUGAGGUAAGGCUCUGAUAAAAAAAAUUUUUAACAGAGAAAUUAUUUUUCUGGGUCCCCUGUGAUAAACAGCCUAUGCCUGUAUAUGGCUAUGUACAUGCCAUUGUUCCAAGUCUUCCUGGCCAGAAGCUAUGUUAUGAAUUAUGAAAAGCUGUGUUGCACAUAGGUCUUCUUAUAAUGAUGAUUGACAGGCGACAAUCACCCUCACCACUUCAGGCAGGAGCGGCCAUUUCAGCUGAUUCAACGUUCCAUCACCCAUGGGACGUUGCAGGCCGAUUGGUCAAUUAAAAUUAGUUUUUGUCUCUUUAUUUACUCAGUUGUGCCAAACAACAUAAUGAAAGUCAACCAAUUGCAGCACCCUAUUUCUUCUAUGAGGAUUUGAUCAAAGCUUAGUUUAAUAAAUAAUAUUACACAUGAAAAUGCUGCUUGUUUUGUGGGUGAGGCUUACAAUUUAGAGACCAGGCCUAAAGUUAUAUUAAACACAAAUGAGCCAAAGUAUUAUGACCACACACAGAUGAAGCUAAUAAGAUUGAUUGUCCUGUAACAACGGUGCAUGUCAAGGUCUGGGAUAUAUUAGAGGGUAAGCAAACCACUGGUUAUCGUAGUUGAUGUGUUGGAUGCGGGAGAAAUGGCAGGCGUAAAGACCUGAGCAACUUUGACAAGGGCCAAAUCAUUACGGCUAGCUGACAGGGUUGGAGCAUCUCCGAAACGGCAGGGCUUGUAGGGUGCUCUCAGUCAGCAGUGGUGAGUACCUACCGACAGUGGUCUGAGGAGGGACAAACCAUGAAUCGGCGACAGGGUGUUGGGUGCCCAAGGCUCAUCGAUGAGUGAGGGCUACAAAGGCUAUCUCAUCUGGUUCGAACCGCAGAAGAAAAUGGUUGUUAGAGGAAUGUGUCACAACAUACAGUGCAUUGCACCCUGCUCCAUAUGGUGCUGCGUAGCCACAGAGUGCCCCUGCUAACCCCUGUCCACCAUUGAAAUCGCCUACAACGAUGGGCGUGUCGUUACUGCACCCUAGAAUAAUGGAAGAAGGUCUCCUGGUCCGAUGAGUCCCCUUUUCUUACAUCACGUGGAUAGCCGGAUACGUGUCCACCCUUUAUUAGGUGAAGAGAUUGCACCAGGAUGCACUAUGGUUCUGCUGGAAAACCCUGGGUCUGGGCUUUCAUUUGGGUGUCAAUUUGACACGAGCCACCUACCUGAGGGCAGUGGCCUCUUUCAGCCGGAUAAUGAACCCUGUCACACUGCACACAUGGUCUGGAAUGGUUUGAGGAACAUCACAAAGAGUUUGAGGUGUUGCCCUGGCCUCCAAAUUCCACAGAUCUCAAUCCAAACGAGAAUCUGCAGGAUGUGCUGGAAAAAGUCUGAUCCAUGGUGGCUCCACCACGCAACUUACAGGACUGAAAGCAUCUGCUGCUAAUGCCUUGGCACCAGAUACCACAGGGCAUAUGCAGAGGUCUUGUAGAGUCCAUGCCUUGGCAUGUCAGAGCUGUUUUGGGGGCACAUGGAGGGCCAACAGCAUAUUAGGUGGGUGGUCAUACUGUUUUGGCUCAUCAGUGUAUGUAUAUGUGCAACACUGAACUGGGAUACAAAGAAUCUGCAGUGUAAAUAGAAACAUCUCCUGUAGUUACUAUAGCAUGCUUUGUAACCUUUUGUUGAGCUAUACAUAGCUGAAAGUGGUCCAAUAUUUUUAGUGAGUUUGGAAAAUUAUGUAAUAGGCUACUUUUAGAUGAUUUUGAAAAUAAAAUAAAUGCUUCCUUUGCAGUUUCA
Molecule: messenger RNA, 4381 nt
Organism: Conger conger (European conger)
Lineage: Eukaryota; Metazoa; Chordata; Actinopteri; Anguilliformes; Congridae
Product: coiled-coil domain-containing protein 85C-A-like
Exons: 6
Coding region: 708-1874 (388 amino acids)
Cellular component (GO): apical junction complex
Source: RefSeq, a predicted model, not a curated record